This is a messenger RNA of Penicillium waksmanii, 297 nucleotides long. RefSeq names its product Sm-like protein LSM2. The coding region runs from base 1 to 297 and encodes 98 amino acids. Gene Ontology annotation, biological process: mRNA splicing, via spliceosome. Gene Ontology annotation, cellular component: P-body; catalytic step 2 spliceosome; U4/U6 x U5 tri-snRNP complex. Lineage: Eukaryota; Fungi; Ascomycota; Eurotiomycetes; Eurotiales; Aspergillaceae. The record is from RefSeq and is a predicted model, not a curated record. Gene Ontology annotation, molecular function: RNA binding. The transcript has 3 exons.
AUGCUUUUCUUCAGCUUCUUCAAGACCCUUACGAAUCAGACUGUUACCAUCGAGCUCAAGAAUGACAUUCGUAUCCGCGGUAUCCUAAAGUCAGUCGAUCAAUACCUCAACAUCAAGCUCGACGAUAUCGAAGUUUUGGACUUGGACAAGUACCCGCAUCUGUCGUCCGUCAAGAACAUGUUCAUCCGUGGCAGUGUUGUCCGCUAUGUGAUGCUACCCCGGUCAGAGGUGGAUGUUGGUUUGCUGGAGGAUGCUACACGGCGGGAGGCCGCCAACCAGGCCGGCAAGGCCCGGUAA